This is a messenger RNA of Drosophila innubila, 556 nucleotides long. Its product is annotated as lysozyme P. The coding region runs from base 1 to 525 and encodes 174 amino acids. NCBI's taxonomy places the organism in Eukaryota, Metazoa, Arthropoda, Insecta, Diptera, Drosophilidae. The transcript has a single exon. The record is from RefSeq and is a predicted model, not a curated record. Gene Ontology annotation, molecular function: lysozyme activity.
AUGGAGGCUAUAAAAGUGUGGUCCACCACUUCGAACAGUCCACAUUUGAAGAAAAUGCCGGAAACGUUGCGGAUUUGUCUUGUGCUGCCCUUGUUAAUCGUUAUAAGUCUAAGGACGAUUAGCUGCCACCAGGUGGGAAAAUGUAAUCUGGCCCGUCGGCUUUACCGAUAUGGCGUGCCCUACAAUGAACUCUCGGAUUGGAUUUGUCUCGUUGAGGGUGAGAGUUCAUUCAAUACAAAGGCUAUUAAUCCUUCCAAUGUGGAUGGUUCCGUGGACUGGGGAUUGUUCCAAAUCAAUGACCGCUACUGGUGCAAACCUUCAGAUGGACGACCCUCAACGGAUUUGUGUCGCCUGCCUUGCCGAUUAUUACUCAGCGAUGAUAUAAGGUAUUCUAUAGCCUGUGCUAAGUAUAUAAGGCAACAGCAAGGAUUCAGCGCCUGGGUUGCAUGGAAUAAUCGCUGUCAAGGUGUCAAGCCGAAUGUAAAUCAUUGUUUUAAACGAAGGGCCAGAUAUACUUUUGGUUAAACCUUAAGGAUAAUUUAAAAUAAUUUUUACU